Messenger RNA from [Torrubiella] hemipterigena, 2499 nucleotides. Lineage: Eukaryota; Fungi; Ascomycota; Sordariomycetes; Hypocreales; Clavicipitaceae. The record is from the annotation of a GenBank genome assembly.
CCGGACGGCUACAGCGGGGUGGUCUGGGCAACCACCACUAAAAGCAACCCGUUUUGGGGGCAUGCCACCUCCUUGCGUUGCCAGUCCCUGUAGUCAUCCGACCAGACCCUGAGGUUGCAACGCGUGCCAAUGAAAGGACGUUGCCAAACAGGCGAGCUCGUCACUCUGAUAUUCUUAAUUCCUAAUCUAUUGCCGUUUGCUUGUUAAACAAUCUGCGCGCCUUCUCGAUUUUCAGUCUUCGCUGCCCAUUACGCCACGGCGUACCUUUUCAUUCCACUUCCCCAGCAUUUUGCGCAGCACAUAAUCCAAGACAAGGCGCCAUCUAACACCACUCGUCAUCACAUUACGGUCUAUCCUCGGGCUUCGAGAUGAACGUACGGCCGCCUCUUGAGCCGUCAAGCCCGACAGCGGUGUUGUCAGUAUCGUUCAACCAUGACGCUACCUGCUUUUCUGUCGGCCUGGAAUCAGGCAUCUGCAUUUUUCAUACAAAGUCGUGUCUCUUGAAAGCAUCGCGAGAUUUCAACGCUGGCAUCGGCCUUGUCCAAAUGAUGGGCACGAGCAACUAUUUAGCACUAGUCGGUGGUGGCAGGUCACCAAAAUUUGCAAUGAAUAAGGCCAUUAUCUGGGAUGACAUGAAAGGCAAAGUUGCCCUCGAUAUCGCCGCGCUCAGCUCUGUCCGCGGCAUUCAACUGGGUGGUGGUCACAUUGCAGUUGUUCUACAGAAUAGCGUGCGUGUUUAUACCUUUGCAAAACCACCGGUUCUCCGCCAUGUUUACGAAACAGCCGACAAUCACGCCGGUCUUUGUUGCAUCUCAGAAACCCGACUAGCAUUUCCAGGGCGAACUACUGGGCAGAUACAGCUGGUCGAGAUAGCCACCGGCAAUGUCAGCAUCAUCCCAGCUCAUUCAUCGGCGUUGAAAGCUAUUAGAUUAAGCGCCGAUGGUGAGCUGCUCGCAAGUGCCAGCGAGACUGGUACACUCAUCCGUGUAUAUUCUGCAGCCAACUGUGCAAAGAUUGCUGAGCUACGGAGGGGUAUUGAUCCUGCUACCAUCUUCUCUCUAGCAUUCUCACCGUCAGGUCGUCUCUUGGCCUGUACUUCCGACAAAGCAACUCUGCACAUCUUCGACCUGCCCCUCCAAAAGCGAGCUUCCGUUCAAUCUACAGCAGGAAACGACGGCGAUACUGGGAAAUGGGGUAUCUUGGGGCGCAUUCCUCUCAUGCCAAGAGUAUUUUCGGACGUGUACUCUUUUACUUCAGCUCCAUUUGAAGUUGGCGACGAGGGCAUGAUCGGCGGCAUCACGUUUUCCGAAGGCACGACGCUGGGCACGAUACGCCCGUCAAAGGGCAUCAUCGGUUGGAUAAACGAAGAUAGCCUGGUAGUGGUAGGAGCCGGUCGCGAUGCCCGCUGGGAGAAGUUUGUCAUAGUUGACGGCGAGGAUGGAAAGCGCCACUGUGUUAGAGAGGGAUGGAAACGAUAUCUUGGCAACUAGAGAGCAAUCAUACGCGGGUUUACAAUGUAGAGCAUGCAUAUUUGGAACAGCAAUGGGCAGCAUAGAAAUGGCGUUUACACUGAGUUUAUUAUCAAUAUAUUGGGUAUCUUUUCUUUACUUAAAUGCGCCCCAUCAAUUACUUUUGUGAGGAGACCUCGUCCUGCUUCGUCGGCGUCUGUCAUGCCCACGACGUUCCGAGUCGCGUGGUUGAUCGCUAUCAUCAUCAUGUCUAUGUCGUCUUCGCUUAUCAUCGUCGUAAUUUGAUCUUUCUUGGUGACGACGGUCGCUUCGACUCUUAUCGUCUCUCUUGUCACGCCGGCUUUCGUGACCAUCGCGGUGACUCCUGUGCUCCCUGCUGCUUCUGGAAUCACCAUGUCGAGAUAGAUGUUCUCGGUCAGCUGGUGACCGGCUACGGCGCCUCUCAUGACGAUCUUUAUCUUUGCUUGAUCGAGAUCGGUGGCUUCGGUGUCUGUGGUGGUGGCGGCUCUCCUUCUUUUCGGCUUUUGCUCUGGCCUCUUCAACCUCUUUUUUCUUCUCUUCAAUAAGGAAUCCUUUCAUGGGAUCAUCGUCGUCAUGAUUCUGUAUCAGCUUAGCUAGUUCAAUUUCUUCCGGUAGUAUCGGCCGUCGCUCGUCUUCACUGCUCUCGUCGUCGGAUAGAGGUUUGCCUUCGCGGCGUUGGAUGUCCUCCCAGCCAACUUUGAAUUCGUCUUGGUCUUCGUCAUCGCGGCCCUGGUAUCUCGCAUGGUCGACUUUGACCAGUCUUCCUCCGAUUUCUGCACCACCGAGAUUAUCGACGGCCAGGUCGGUACUUUUUUGGUUUUCGUAUUUAAGCCAGCCAAAGCCCUUCGACUUUCCCGUCUCCUUGUCGCGAACGAGUUUAAGAAAUGUGGGUUCUCCGUACUGUGAGAAUAUAGUAAUAACAUCGCCUUCCGUUAACUCGUAGGGAAGGCCUCCGAAGUAAAUAAAUGCUGUGUCGCGAUAGUCGACAUGCCAUGAGCCUUCUGGGGAG